Pseudomassariella vexata is the source of this 1540-nucleotide messenger RNA. RefSeq lists its product as uncharacterized. The transcript has 3 exons. Lineage: Eukaryota; Fungi; Ascomycota; Sordariomycetes; Amphisphaeriales; Pseudomassariaceae. The record is from RefSeq and is a predicted model, not a curated record. Bases 326 to 1540 code for a protein of 404 amino acids.
ACUCGUUUCACUGCAUUCCAGAGGACGCUCGCUAGCUGUGGAGCUGAUCGUUCAGGGGCAAGGCAUGCCAGCUGCGGGAUGGGACUGCACAGCUGACAUUUACAGCCACUAUCAGCAGGGAUCCAUCCUCGCAGUGCUAAAGUCGUACAGGAACUCGAGGUUCGCCCUCAAGGUAAUGCUAAGCUAUAACAGCGCUUAAAAAUGAGGACCCUUCAGGAUACUACUAUUCGAGGAGCUGCCAUUGUAUAAGUUGUUAAUCUUCCAUGCGUUUCGAAAUGGCAAACAAUUUUAUCACUCUACAAAUCCAAUUAGCAUUCGCCACAACAUGGGGCGAGUGAAUCCAUCAAGAGGACUGCCGCCCGCGGCAUUCCGCCGAGAUGCACGCGCAAAGAGGGCGAAAGCCACUAUCAACGAAGACAUACCCGCCCUUCUCAAAUCUCACGCUCGGGCACGAAAAGGCGUCGAAACGGCACAGUUGAUUCCUGAUCCGCCUAUGUGGCGAUCAUCAGUCCCAGCAGCUGAAAAUGCAUCUACAAAUGCCAGCAAGCCCCCCGAUGACGCAGUCUCGGAUUCGGGCUCGCAUUCGUCCCAGACCCCCAACAUUGCGCAACAGCAUCAACACCCCCAAGUCACACUCCAAAUGUGCGACACCCUACAAGCCGCCCACAGGCUCGUAUCCCUCAACCGUGGCCUCCGGGGCAAGAAGUCCAAAGUAGCAGUCCUGAACCUCGCCUCCCCCCUCCGUCCCGGAGGCGGCUUCCUAACCGGAGCCACAGCGCAAGAAGAAUCGCUCUGCAUGCGCACGACUCUCUAUCCCUCGCUACGGGAGUCAUUCUACCGCCUUCCCGAAGUAGGGUGCGUGUACACGUCUGACGUACUCGUGUUCCGGGGCUGGGGAGAUGGGUAUCCCGACCUACCGCGUGAGGAGCGCUUCUUCAUCGAUGUAGUUACAGCGGGGAUGAUCAGGUUACCUGAUGUUGAAGGCGGAGGGGACGCAGGGGACGAGAAGAGGUAUGCGGAACCUAAGGAUCGGGAGAUGGCGGAAAGGAAGAUGAGGGGGGUACUGAGGGUUUUGAUGAUGAAGGGGGUUAGGAGUGUGGUUUUAGGGGCGUGGGGUUGUGGUGCGUAUGGAAAUCCGGUAGGGGAGAUUGCCAGGUUGUGGAGGAAGGUUUUGCUUGGUGGUACAGGUGGUGCUGGAAAGAAGGCUGGGGGUUCCGUGAAGGAUGAGUGUUGGGGGCCUAUGAAUGUUGUUUUUGCUAUCAGUGAUGCGAGUAUGGCGAGGCAUUUUGCGCGGGCAUUUGGGCCGGAGCUUGUGGUGGAUGAUGCUGUGAAGGAGGAUGAAGUGGACGACGAGGGAGAUGAAGGAUUGGGUGAGAUUCGUGAGAAGAUAACUGAGUUGGAGAUCCAAGUCAAUCAGACUAGAAACCUGGGUCUCAAGACAAGACUGGAGGCGGUUCUUGCAGACUUGAAGAGGACAAUUCGUGUUGUGUGGGGGAGGAUAUUGACCCUCACACAGCCCACAUAUGAGGACAUUGGCUAG